AUGCCGUGCGUGGCGGGGCGACAUUUUGUUGGAUGUUGUUCGGUUGCGCGUAUGGUUUGGUUUGCCGCGAAGGUGCCACUUAUGGAUUUAGUACUAGGAUGGGAAUGGCCGGAUCAACAGACACGACAAGAACAAGUGAUGCCGCGUGGUGGUGAUACGUUUGUUGACACUGGUGGUGGUGAUAUGUUUGCUGGUACCCGUGGUGGUGAUAAGUUUGUUGGCACUAGUGGUACUGGUAACUUUAGUAUGGCCGGUGAUGAUGCGACGGACGGGGCGAAAUGA
Molecule: messenger RNA, 282 nt
Organism: Didymodactylos carnosus
Lineage: Eukaryota; Metazoa; Rotifera; Eurotatoria; Philodinida; Philodinidae
Source: the annotation of a GenBank genome assembly